GGAGGAGGCGGGUCUGGGAAUGCCGGGAAUGUUUCUCACGGGAAGGUUCACGACGAAGCCCUCGGGAGAGCCGUGAUGGCGACGGACGGGGGGCCCGGUGGGACGGCGGGAAAACUCGGAGAUUCCCGAGCGGGGAGUCCGGGGAGAGCUUGCGCCGAUCCCGCCUCCAUCCCGGCGUUCCGCAGGGAACUCGGGAGGCUGCCGGGAGCCGGGGCACGGCGGAGAGCGGGGGCUGACGCGGGGGAGAAGCGGGGCCGUGGGGGAGACACGGCGGAGACGCGGAGACGCGAGGGAGAGAAGGAGACACGGCUACGCGGGCGAGACGUAGCGGGGACGCGGGGACAAGUGGGAGACGCGGGGGAGGCGCGGAGACACCACGGGAGAGACGCAGGCGAGACGCGGAGACGCGAGGGAGAGAAGGAGACACGGCUACGUCCGAGAGAUGCGGGGGAGACACGGGGACACCCGGGAGACACGGCGGAGACACGGCUGCACGGGGGAGACGCGGAGGAGAUGCAGAGACGCCGUGGGUGGAGGAAGAAACACGGAGAGUGCAGGACGUACGCCGUGUCUGGACUCUUUGAUGGCCUCUCCCACAUCUACAGCACCCAGGACGGGGAGCGACGGAAGAAGUUCCGGCCCAACUACUCUCUGCAGGCGACUCGCGGGGCCGUGUCCCUCCACCCGGGGCCGCAUCACGACCCCAUGGCCAUGUGCCCAUCUGCAGCGACCUUCCCUGAGAAAAAUGGUGAUGGUGGUGAUGAACUCAAGACAGAUCUGAUCUCGUCAGCAUCAGAAUCCGUCUCUUCCCACACAGGUGCCUGUAGGGGAAGUGGGGUGAAGGUGUCGAGUGAAGAUCUGGAGAUGUUCCAAGCAGCACAGCAACGAGCGGGCGAGCGCCUCUGUCUCCGUGUGGACUCUCUGUUCCCGGCUGUGAUUGAGAUCGGCCGUUAUGAGAUCCAGACCCUGUACCACUCAGCCCUGCCAGCGAACCUCGCUCAGUGCGUGCGUCUCUUUGUCUGUGAGUUCUGUUUGUGCUUCCUGUGCUCGCGUGGCUCCCUGCAGAGGCACAGCUCCAAAUGUCGUCGCUGUCAGCCGCCAGCGGCGGAGAUCUACCGUGACGGGACUCUGUCCGUCUACGAGGUGGAUGGCAGUGUGAGUGCCCCCUACUGCCAUAACCUGUGCCUGCUGGCCAUGCUGUUCCUGCCCCACAAGACGCUGUGCGUCGAUGUGCAGCUGUUCCUCUUCUACGUCGUGACGCAGCACGACCACCACGGGAGCCACCUUGUCGCUUACUUCAGCAAGGAGAAGCAAGCUAAGCAGGCACAUAACCUCUCCUGCAUCCUGACGCUGCCCCAGUACCAGAGGCUGGGAUACGGACACUUCCUCAUCAGCCUGAGCUACCUGCUGUCUCGUCGCGAGGGGCGGCCCGGCUCUCCGGAGAAGCCUCUCUCCGACCUGGGCCGCCUCGCCUACGCCUCCUACUGGCGGCAGGCCCUGACGGAGGCCCUCGACAGGGCCCUCCGCUCACCGCCGCUCGGCCCGGGCGGGGAGGGGGCGGCCGCCGGGCCUCCGGGCCGUCGCCUUCCAGGCGAGGGUCGGGCUCGGGAGCGCGACGCUAGGCCUCGGCGCUCCGUCCGCCCGGGCCGAGGACUUUUUUCAGGCGGGGAGCGGGCUUCGAGGGGCGGCACUGGGCCUCGGGGUUGGGGCGUCCCGGGCGACGGGCAGGCCGCGGGGGCCGACGGCGCGGGUAGGCCUCCCCGCGCGUCAGGAGAGGCUCAGGCUGCGGCGGCCGCGGGCAGCAGGCCCGAGGUGUCGGUGGCGGCGCUGAGCCGGAGCACCGGCAUGGCAACGGAGGACGUGGUGGCGACGCUGAGGAGUCUGGGAAGUCUGCGGGUUCGCAAUGGCCGCGUAGCCAUCCUGCACCCCCAUUGGAGGAGGGCCGCGGGUCACGUGACCCGCCCGUCGGCCAAUCGCUGCGCUCGGAUCCGCCUGGACGAGUCCCGGCUGCGUUGGGAGCCCCGGCCGUUGGUGGGGACCAAUCGCAGCGUGUCGCCGGGGUCACGUGACCGGGGGGCGGGGGGCGAAGUGCAUCAUGGGAGCCCCUCGCCGCCUCCCCCCGUGCUGAGCCGGGAGGAGCCCCAGUGCAUUGUGGGAGCCCGCCGCAAGCGGGGGAGACCCAGGCGGAAGGGACUACUUUCAUGGCCUCCUCAUUCCCCGCCCUCCGACAGCGCCCCUCCGCCCCUGGAGGGGCCCCAUCACCCGGCACAUCCGUACACAGACGCAACAGCUUUUCUCGCGGAAGUUGACGCCGGCGGAGGGGCGGAUGGUGACGAGGAACGGAAGGAUGAGGGUGGUUGUAUCCCUCCGCCCGCGAAGAGGCUCAAGGAGGCGCGCAGGCAAAGGUCCCCCGUGUAGCCACCUCGCACCGGGGAGGCAAGUGUUGUUAGCGAGCACCUGCUACGUACUUACACGCGUGUAUGUAUUUAUAUAUAUAAAGGCAAAGGU
This is a messenger RNA of Petromyzon marinus (sea lamprey), 2508 nucleotides long. NCBI's taxonomy places the organism in Eukaryota, Metazoa, Chordata, Hyperoartia, Petromyzontiformes, Petromyzontidae. The record is from RefSeq and is a predicted model, not a curated record.